UCAAGGGAGAGGUGCUGGUUUGUGCCAUGUCUUUGAACCUCCUAUUCCAAGCCAGUGGACAUUUCCAAGUUGGGUGUGAUUUUUGCUGGGGCACAGAAGAACAUUGGCUCCACAGGGAUCAUGGUGGUGAUCAUCCACAAUGACCUGCUGGGGUUCGCCCUCAGAGAGGGCCUCCCAGGCCGGGAGCACAAAGUGCAGACUGGAAACAACUCUUUACACAAUGCACCUCCCUGCGUCAGCAUGUACAACACGGUCUUGGUCCUGGAGUGGAUUAUAAACAAUGGCAGUGCGGCAGCCAUGGAGAAGCUUAGCUCCAUCAAAUCGCAAAUGAUUUACGAGAUCAUUGACAGUUCUCAGGGAUUCUGUAUAUGUCCAAUGGAGCCCCAGAAUAGAAACACAAUGAGUAUUCCAUUCCACAUUGGCGACGCCAAAGGAGACAAUGGCUUUAGAAAAAAGGUUUCUCCAUAAAAACUCAUUUUUGUUUAUUUGCUUGUUUUGUUUAUCUCCAGAUAAAGCUGUUGGUUAAAUAUAACAUCCCUGAAAGAGCAUAGGUCUAUGGGAGGCAUCCAGGUCUCUCAGUGUAAUGCAGUCUCACCACCAAGGACAUUCAGAGCCUGCAGCCUACAUGAGGAAUUUUUUUGGAGAUGCAUCAGCUGUGAACACGUCCUAACCAACAUACAGUCUAC
This is a messenger RNA of Pteronotus mesoamericanus, 686 nucleotides long. Its product is annotated as phosphoserine aminotransferase-like. The transcript has a single exon. NCBI's taxonomy places the organism in Eukaryota, Metazoa, Chordata, Mammalia, Chiroptera, Mormoopidae. Bases 121 to 468 code for a protein of 115 amino acids. The record is from RefSeq and is a predicted model, not a curated record. Gene Ontology annotation, molecular function: O-phospho-L-serine:2-oxoglutarate transaminase activity; pyridoxal phosphate binding. Gene Ontology annotation, biological process: L-serine biosynthetic process. Gene Ontology annotation, cellular component: cytoplasm.